Molecule: messenger RNA, 2017 nt
Organism: Apaloderma vittatum (bar-tailed trogon)
Lineage: Eukaryota; Metazoa; Chordata; Aves; Trogoniformes; Trogonidae
Product: deleted in malignant brain tumors 1 protein-like
Exons: 8
Cellular component (GO): membrane
Source: RefSeq, a predicted model, not a curated record
AUGGGAGGUUCAGGACGUGGCCUCCUGUCCCUGGUUGGCUUUACUGGAGCAGGGCUCCUGGUCUACCUGGCGUGCCUCUGCGACCUGGCAACUUCCCAGCAGGUUCCCCUCCGUCUGUCCGGUGGUCCUCAUCUCUGCGCUGGCAGGGUCGAGGUCUUCUAUGAGAACCAGUGGGGAACGGUCUGUGACGACAGCUGGGACCUGCGCGAUGCUGAGGUGGUGUGCCGGCAGCUGGGCUGUGGGGCAGCGGUUGAAGCCCCAGGCUUGGCUCACUUUGGCCAGGGACGUGAUUCCAUCUGGCUGGAUGAGGUGAACUGCACGGGGACCGAGUCGGCGCUCUCCGAGUGUUGGGCAUGGCCAAGAGGCAUCCACAACUGCAACCAUGGCGAAGACGCUGGUGUGGUGUGCUCAGGUACCUGCUCUUCCUCUCCUCCUGUGGUCCGGCUGGGGAACGGCUCAAAUUGCUGCUCCGGGAGGGUGGAGGGGCUGCACAACCAGCCGACAGUGUGUGACCAUGGCUGGGACAUGCGUGAUGCCGAGGUGGUGUGCCGGCAGCUGGGCUGUGGGGCAGCGGUGGCAGCCCCGGGCUCAGCUCGCUUUGGCCGGGGAUGUGAUUCCAUCUGGCUGGACGAGGUGAACUGCACAGGGACCGAAUCGGCGCUCUCUGACUGCAGGGCUAGACCGUGGGGAGUGAGUGACUGCAACCACGGCGACGAUGCCGGUGUGGUGUGCUCAGGUAGCUGCUAGCCUUCUGAGAUCCGGCUGGUGAACGGCUCAAAUCGCUGCUCCGGCAGGGUCGAGAUGCUGCACAACCAGCAGUGGGGGACGGUGUGUGACGACGGCUGGGACAUGCGCGAUGCCGAGGUGGUGUGCCGGCAGCUGGGCUGUGGGGUGGCGAUUGCUGCCCUGGGCUCGGCACGGUUUGGCCAGGGACGCGAUUCCAUCUGGCUGGAUGAUGUGAACUGCACGGGGACCGAAUCGGUGCUCUCUGACUGCAGGGCCAGACAAUGGGGAUUGAGUGACUGCAACCACGGUGAAGACGCUGGUGUGGAGUGCUCAGAUUCAGGGAGUUCACCACUGUCUUGGCAACCUGUUCCAAUUCGUGAUAACGUUUUCAGCAAAGAAAUUCUUCCUAAUAUCCAAUCGAAACGUCCCUUUGGUCAGCGGGGCUGUGGGGUGGCCAUUGCAGCCCUGGGCUCAGCUCGCUUUGGCCAGGGACAUGAUUCCAUCUGGCUGGAGGAUGUGAGCUGCACAGGGAGAGAGUUGGCACUGUCCGACUGCAGUGCUAGACCGUGGGGAGUGAGUGACUGCAACCAUCGCCAAGACGCUGGUGUGGUGUGCUCAGGUAGCUGCUCUUCCUCUGCCAAUAAGAUCCCAGAGCCUCCUGUGGUCCGGCUGGUGAAUGGCUCAAAUCGUUGCUCCGGGAGGGUGGAGGUGCUGCACGACCAGCAGUGGGGGACAGUGUGUGACGAUGGCUGGGACAUGCGUGAUGCCGAGGUGGUGUGCCGGCAGCUGGGCUGGGGGGCGGCAGUCGCAGCCCCGGGCUCGGCUCACUUUGGCCGAGGACAUGAUUCCAUCUGGCUGGAUGACAUGAACUGCACAGGGACAGAGUUGGUGCUCUCUGACUGCAGGGCUAGACCCUGGGGAGUGAGUGACUGCAACCACGAAGAAGACGCUGGUGUGGUGUGCUCAGGUAGCUGCUAGCCUCCUGAUGUCCGGUUGGUGAAUGGUUCUAGCCGCUGCUCUGGGAGGGUGGAGGUGCUGCACAGCCACCGGUGGGGGACGGUGGGCGACGACGGCUGGGACAUGCGUGAUGCUGAGGUGGUGUGCCGGCAGCUGGGCUGUGGGGUGGCAGUCGCAGCCCUGAGGUCAGCGCGCUUUGGCCGGGGAAGUGAUUCCAUCUGGCUGAACAACGUGAACUGCACGGGGAUUGAGUCAGCUCUCUCUGAGUGCAGGGCCAGACCGUGGGGAUUGAGUGUCUGCAACCAUGGCCAAGACGCUGGUGUGGUGUGCUCAG